CCGCACCGCCGCCGGGAUCAUGGUGAAGGAGGAGUGCAAGGCGCUGCUGGACGCGCUCAACAAGGUGACCGCCUGCUACCGGCACAUGGUGCUGACCAUCGGCGGCACCUCGGACUCGCAGAACCUGCGGGAGGAGCUCAAGAAAACCCGGCAGAAAGCUCAGGAGCUAGCGGUGGCCAACAGGAACAAGCUCACCACGGUCCUGAAGGAUAAAACCGUGAGUAAGGAAGACAAAGCCGAGUUCGAGAGGCUAUGGGUGAUUUUCUCCACGUGCUUGGAGAUCCUGGAGAUCGACAUGAGGAGGGCCCUGGAGCUGGGCCACGAGUUCCCGCUAAACGUCCCCAAAAAGCACCUGAUCCAGACAGGCAUGAGCGGGGGAACCUCCGGCGUGGCCGCCAGGGCGAUGAGCGUCCAGAACAUGAAAUACGAGGCUGACCACAACAUAGACGUGGUGGAUUUGAAAGACCUCGAGAACGAAAUCAACCAGGUAGGAGAGAUGAUGUACGAGAUGGAAAUGAAGGUCAAUGUCCCCCAGUGGACGGUGGAGGCUAAGCAGGACCCGGGGGCUGAACUAAAAUCCACCAUUAGCGUGGGCGCUUCUUCUAUUGGCAUGAUCUCUGUGGAGGAAAAUAAGUCUUUCUGCGAUAUCAGCAAGGUUCUAGCUGGGAUUAUUUUCACCGCUGUGCUCAUUAUCGCUAUUGUCCUGGCAGUGUGUGUGGUAAAACUCUCUUAGGGUGGUGCAGACUCUGACAAGAGCAAUCCCUCUCCGGUCUGUCUUUGGAGUGUUUCACACUUUAAAUUUCAAAACGGGUCACCUGGAUGAGCUGAGAAUUUAAACCUAGCACCUGAAAAAUCAAAGGAAAACUUUUGCCUCUCAGUAUCCUAAAAUGCACAAUUUGUUUUUUCUUGCUUUUUGAAGAAGAGAGAUGCGAAUCAGCCUGCAGAAUAGGAUGUCUCCAUUUGCUGGACUUGUAACAGUUAACUAUGGAGUAUCAGGGUAUUAUCACUACUGGCUGUAACAGGGAUUUGUCUGCUAUUAAUAGAUCACUAUUCUCAGAAGCCUGUAUUUUUUUGUUCUCGAAUAGGCUCUGCUGUUUGCUGCUGGUCACUGUUUACAGUAUUUGAAAGUAACACAAAUUUGGAGGCUAACACUGGUGUUUUGUCCGACUGCAUAGAAUACCUUUUUAUUUUCUUCAUCAAAUACAUAAAAUAUUAUUUCAGUGGAGGAGAAGAGGAAGGAUUAAAACCCCAAUAAAAUAAUGUAAACGACCUCUAUUUUAGAUAAAUUAAUAGCUGCGGAGGGGGGAGGUGAGGAGGAGGAUGGAGGAAACAGAACAAGCAGUGUUUGAUACCAAAUACUGUUUGCUGAUUUAGGCUGGAUUGUACAGAACCCAGUUGCAUGGGUUGACAGAGCACACAUAAAUGAGUAAUGGCUUUCAAAAUCCAGGGAGAAAAGGAGAGUUGCAUAUUCAGAAAAAUAGCAGCAAGCCUCAUGGUUCAAAUACACAUUUACCACAAUUUCAUCUUCCUCUGCAGAAAGGCUAAUCCUUGCCACUGGCUCAAAUUUUUCUUUCUGUAGAAGCAAACAGUUUGCACUUCACAAUUAACUAUGAAAAUAAGAGCAAUGAAUCUACCCACAGUAGAAGCAGUAAUUUUUGAAGAUAGAUUUUGGGAAACAAAAAUGAUGUUGAGUUAAAGCAGACUUUUCUAGUAACCCACAGAGAUUCCCUCUCGUGUUGAUAGGCCAGGAUCGAUGCCAGUAUAUGUACAGUUACAUUUCCUGCAGGCUCCUAAAUUCUUUGCAGAAACCCAGACAGAGGUAAAAAUGUGUCUCAGUUUCCUAUCUCAUUCAUGUCUGAUUAAUCAUUUGGGAAAUGGGAAGCCUGUAGGAUUGGUCCAAUUUGGUAAACUGCAUUUUUUUGGAGGUAAAUGCAAGAGCAGCAUAAAAAUUUCCAGUGCUUCCCUAUAAAAAUGUCAACAUUUAAAUGUAAAACAGACACUAACAUUGCAGAGAAGCUCUAUGAUGUGUUGUAAAAGGACCUAUGUAUUAUGGUAUUAAGUAAUUUAUGAAAAUGUCUUCCGUUGCUGCGAACACACGCUAUCCAUUCAAGAAUGCUUGAUACAUACUUUAUAGUGCCCUCAGUGUAAGAGGCACUCCACAGCAAAUAUAAAGACCCUGUAAUUUUGGAGUUUUAGUAAGUUAUUAUUCUUCUGCACUGAUUAUUAUGGACACAUCAAAAAGUAACAAUCGGACAUGUUUUGUGAAGUUAUAACAGUCUUCAUGCUUGUUAAAAUUAUGGUGACAACACUCAUAAACAGCUAAUAUUUUUGAGUUAAAAAUUAAACAUACUUUGAAAAACUGCAGCAAAAUUUAUUCUUUAAAAAUCAAGAAAACUGGACUUGAGAAGAAAAACUGUCGACAAAUUUGAAUCUGGUCACUUGUAGGUGAGAAAAAUAAUGUUUAUGAGUAAAAAUAGUAAGUGGAGGCCUGAAUUAAAAGCUAUAGACUAUCAUUAUGUUGAAGGAUAAUGUGAGUUCUGCAUAUUGAUCCAGUCUAGCUCCCUUCUCGUGGGAAUUCAGUUUUAUAAGAGGACUCCAUACUCCUUUCUAUUGUAUUGGACUCAUUGUGUAGGCUGUUUCAUACGUAGUUAACUUAGGUUCGUAGAGAUCCCCAGCAGCGUUCUAACAAAGUCAAGCCUGUAUUUAUGGGUGCUACUGUUUCAGUCUGCCUAGACAAGGUGUAAUUGCUGUGUGUUGAUUGAUAUGAGAAGAUCUCCUUCACAGUCAUACCGAGUCAACAUCUUUAUGGAAAAUACAUCAAAAGCUACAGGAAAAUGUGGGUAUUUCUACCCUUUGCACUCUCCUUUUAUGUAGUUCACAGGAACGUGGAUAAGACGUUGGACUCUAUUCUGUGCUUCUUGAAAACUCCAUGUUCCUUUUGAAAUCAGAUUGUUUAACCACAUGUUCUGAAAACCCAAGUAAUGCAAGCAUGGGUUCUGGUGGAUAAGUAAAUGGCAACACCUACAUUAUCUUGUAUCUUGGUAUCCUGAAGCGGGUACACUGUUUAUGCACAGUUAGUUGUAUAGAAUUUUUAAGAAUAUGUAAUCUCAUCUUCAAAACAAGCCUCAGUGAGUUGGCAAACUGUAAAUUUUCAGUCUGUUACAUUUUUGUAGUUUAGAUUUUUGGAUACAGGACUCAAUUCCUAUAAGUAGCCUAUAAUUAUGUAAGUCUUGCUUCAUUAUGAAUAUGCAUACAAUUAGAAUUUAAAGGACUGGACCAUGGAAAAAUAAUGUAUUUUCAGAUCUUAAAUCAAAGCUGGCUGCAGAUUUAUUCAUUCUUGGUUUGCUCCUAAAAAUCUGUAUCAUCUUAUAUUUAGGCUAUCUGAAAUUAAGAGAUUAAGUAGAAUUCUAACAGAGGAUUGGCGCCAUCUAAAUGGAUAAUGUUCCUGCCAUUAACCUCCUACGCUCGAUACAAGGGUACACUCAAUGUGAGAGAGUUCAGGCACAACAGUGCACAAAAGCAAAACCAGAUGAAACCACCACUGCCUAAAAGUACUGAUGCUUCUUUUAAAUUAGAAAUAAAGAGUUGUUGUAGAUUUGCACUGUUUGGUUUUUUCCAUCACUGGAAUGCAACGGGAAGGAAACUGGAAAUACUAGUUUUGUAAGUGAAAAAUGGGAAGUCGCACUUUAAAAUACUCUAAAUAGCAUGAUGAAAAUGCAAAUACUCUCAUGCUGAUCAAUGAAUGAGAAUGUUGCUGUGUUUUCAGUACAAAAGAAGGAGGUCAUUCCUUAAUUUCAAUGUUCUACUUCAGUUCUUUUGUCUUUAUUCACAGGAUAUACACAUUAAAUUUGCUAUAUACUAAAAUCUUAAUUCUUGACUUGAAUUAUACUGGUUUUGCCUGUGCAUGGGGGGUAUUUUCUAUACUUUGAAUAAUUCAAACUUGUUACUAUUUAACUUAAAGUACAUUCUUAUAUCUUAUGGGUUGGCUUGCAGCAGUAAUUAAAACCAAACAAAAACUAGAAUAUUAAUACAGUUUGUCAGUAAGCUUUUCUAA
Messenger RNA from Athene cunicularia (burrowing owl), 4054 nucleotides. It is a transcript of the gene RGS9BP, whose product is annotated as regulator of G protein signaling 9 binding protein. The record is from RefSeq and is a predicted model, not a curated record. Lineage: Eukaryota; Metazoa; Chordata; Aves; Strigiformes; Strigidae. Gene Ontology annotation, cellular component: photoreceptor outer segment; neuron projection. Gene Ontology annotation, biological process: G protein-coupled receptor signaling pathway; detection of light stimulus involved in visual perception. Bases 20 to 733 code for a protein of 237 amino acids. The transcript has a single exon.